This is a messenger RNA of Heterobasidion irregulare TC 32-1, 159 nucleotides long. RefSeq lists its product as uncharacterized. Bases 1 to 159 code for a protein of 52 amino acids. Lineage: Eukaryota; Fungi; Basidiomycota; Agaricomycetes; Russulales; Bondarzewiaceae. The record is from RefSeq and is a predicted model, not a curated record. The transcript has 2 exons.
AUGCGGUACACUGCCGCUGUGAAGCCCCCGGCAGGCUAUGCGCGCGAGGACAGCGAUCCGCUCACCACCGAACGGUUAAUGAGAGCAGGAGAGGGCGCAACCAUGGGACAGACACGGUGUGGGACUGGGUGGCACGGCGAGCGAUCGAGGAGGAACUAG